AUGAUGAUGAGACUGAGUUUCUAUCCAUUGAGGUCUGAUACCUCAAAGCAGAUCAAGUUCUUGGUGGAUCUCCUGUCUCAAGCAGCAGAGUGGGAGGAGCAGACAGGAGAGAAGACACUGAAGCUGGUAUCAUCAGUGUGGACUUACAGCACCUUUCCUUUUCUCGGUGGAGACAAUUCUCAGAGUGAUUUCCUGCUGGAUCUGUACUCACAUGUGAAGGACUAUGAGACUCAAACAGGCAGGAGUUUCCUUCCAGCAUUACAGACUGUUUACCAGUCAGCCAGUCCUGCAGUCUGGUCCAUAGACCUCUCAGAGAGAAAGGCCUCCCUCCUCCUAGAAGUGCUGAAACUCCAACCAGAAAAGAAGCCAGUAAAGCUGAAGGACUGGUCAGAUGAAGAGAGUGAAGUGAGGAGUUUCCUUCAGUGUCUGUCCUACAUCUCACAGCUGAGCUGUGGUGAUGACAGGUUCUUCCAGACUGUGUGUGAAUCCAUCCCUGUGAGGUCCAGAGAGGAGGACCAGCAGUUGGCCUCUCUUCUCCAGGCCUUGGGCUCCACCCUGUCACUGGGAGGAGAGUUACCCAGGAAAACCUGCAGGUCUGUGGGGAGAGUCCUGGGUCUCUGUGCCUCCAGAGUGGACCUCACUCUCACCCCCAGCAAGAUCUCUCUCAAAGGAGCCGCACUUCUUUUGAGACAUGAGUCAAAGCUCCACAAGCUCAGGCUGAAUCUGGGUAUGGCAGUGAAACUGUCCAGACUGGUUAGGAGGACAGGGAGAGGUGCUACUCCACUGACUGUCCCAGAACUCUCCCUGGUUCUAAAGAGCAGCCAGCCACCAGAGAGAGUGUUAAUCAGGGCUCUGAGUAGUGUGGCGUCCCUGCUGAGACUCUGGAGGGUUCAGUGUCUGGACCUGACUGACUUCCGGAUCCAGGGUCACUCUCUCAUCACACUGCUGUGUCACCAGGGACCUCUCUCUCUCAGACUGAACUCAGACACUCUGCAACAGCUGACUGUAGUUGUGUAUGAAGCUCAGGACAAGGACUUGACUCAGUGGUUCCUGGAGAAGGUUGGUGGAGACCUGACCUCCUGCAGGCUGGACUGGGAAGUGCUUCUCUCUCUGCUGCAGCAUUCAACCCACAACAUCACUGUGGACCUCAGGAAGAACAGGCUUCUAGAGAAGAACAUCUCAGAUCUUCUCCCCUUUCUGGGAAGGGUUACUCUCAAGAGGUCCAGUUCCAGCUUUGUAAAGUCCUCCAUCAGACACAUCUAUGACAGUAGAGACAGUGACUGUGUGUCCAGUUUGUUGAGGUCUUCAGACCAUUGGAUCAACCUGAACAGCAGAGAGCUGGACAGAGUGGACUGUUCUGCUCUGUGUUUUACCCUGCAGCACAGCCACCAAGUCAAAGUCAACCUGCUGUGGACCUCCAUACCACCGGGGGAGAUAGAGAGCAUCCUGCCUCUUCUGGACAGAGUCUCCCAACUCAGUGUUGACAGGAGGUUACUGUUGAGUUUCCUCCAGUGCUGUGCUGCCUCUCAGAUCCAGCAGGGGGCACCACCACCACCACCACCAACAGCAGUAUGGCUGCUCAGGUCUCUGCACUACAGGCUGGACUUCUCCUGCUCCUCCUCUGUGGACCUGUCAGCUCAGGACCAGGAGAAGGCUCUGUGUCUGACCACUGACCACUGCAGGGCCAUCAACUCUGUUCUGAAGCAGAACCAACACAGCACCCAGCUGGUCCAGAACCAGGUCCAGCUCAUCCUAAGAGACUGUGAGGUGGAGGACAGAGCACUGAGGGAGCUGCUUCCCAUCCUGCAUAUCGUCAAGCUGAGCCCCAGCAAAGCUCUGCUACUUCAGCUGCUGGACCUUGUGUGUGAGGGGAUUGAAGAGGGGCUGCUGAGGCACACAGAGUCCCUGUGGAGAGCCCUGGAUGGGGAGCUGGACCUCAGUGAGACCAGGCUGGACCAGAAGGCCUGUGGAUCUCUGGCCCUGGUUCUGGAACACUCAGAGGGUCUGUCAGAACUGGACCUCAGCCACUGUCAACUCACAGACCACCACCUACAGCCCCUGAUCACACACCUGCAUAAAGUACAAGUCCUGGACCUGAGUCACAAUGACAUCACUGAUGCUCUGACUGACAGUAUACUCCAACUGGUCUCUACCAACACUUCAAUACACACCGUACGACUCUUCAACAACAGAAUCCAGGACAGAAGACCCUUCCUGACAGACAAGAGGUUUAACAUCUGGUGAAACAACAUCAGGUCUUAGUCCAGGAAGAGAAGGCUGAAUCCAGGACAGAAGACCCUUCCUGACAGACAAGAGGUUUAACAUCUGGUGAAACAACAUCAGGUCUUAGUCCAGGAAGAGAAGGCUGAAUCCAGGACAGAAGACCCUUCCUGACAGACAAGAGGUUUGAGAUCUGGUGAAACAACAUCAGGUCUUAGUCCAGGAAGAGAAGGCUGAAUCCAGGACAGAAGACCCUUCCUGACAGACAAGAGGUUUGACAUCUGGUGAAACAUCAGGUCUUUGUCCAGGAAGAGAAGAUGGAUGUUGAAGAUGGACAUAGAGGUUUCAAGAGUAGUAGGCAAGGCCCAGUUCUGUGACAUUUUAGUGACUGAGGACAUGGUUAGGAAGGCCCCAAUCACUCUCUCACACACAC
Salvelinus namaycush (lake trout) is the source of this 2653-nucleotide messenger RNA. RefSeq lists its product as uncharacterized. Gene Ontology annotation, molecular function: protein binding. Bases 1 to 2244 code for a protein of 747 amino acids. Lineage: Eukaryota; Metazoa; Chordata; Actinopteri; Salmoniformes; Salmonidae. The record is from RefSeq and is a predicted model, not a curated record. The transcript is spliced from 12 exons.